Messenger RNA from Penicillium soppii, 708 nucleotides. RefSeq lists its product as uncharacterized. The transcript has 2 exons. NCBI's taxonomy places the organism in Eukaryota, Fungi, Ascomycota, Eurotiomycetes, Eurotiales, Aspergillaceae. The record is from RefSeq and is a predicted model, not a curated record. Bases 1 to 708 code for a protein of 235 amino acids.
AUGAGUAUUGCUAGGAGGCAUUCCGAAACUUCAUCUCCCCUGUUGUCGCGUCGCCUACGUUCCCUAGGCAAAGAAACCGGUAUCGGAACAUUACAACCUCAACCUUGUUCCACAGCAAAUACUACUCCCAACCUCCAAAUCCAGCUGGAAAAACACGCUCGUCUUGCUCAAUUCCACCCCGUGCAGAACCUGUCUCCACGCAUCCCGAACAGGAACGCCCGAUUCAACAUUGCUGACCAAAUCGAGCAAUAUCUCCACGAAGACGGCCAUCGUGCCUGGGGAUUCGUCCUCUACCGGUGUACUUACGAAAGCAACGCACUCUGGGAGGAAUUUAUGCGUCGUCUACUCGCUAACACUAAGAAGACACUAGAAGGAGAGGGGGGCCUUGAUUUACUUGAUAAUCUAGCUGUGACCGUGUUUGAGGAUUCGAGUUUUAACGGGGCCGCUACGGCGGUGGUUAGGGAGCAUUUCAAGCGGUGGGCGGCGACUGCAGCGCAGCAGGAACAAGGCACCGGCCCGGCAAUGUCGGAACGAUACUUAUACUGUAUUCAGGUUACGCAGGACGUGUUAGACUCGGUUCUCGCUGAUGAGGAAGGGUUUGUGCGCCUCAUUAAGGGGUAUUGGAAGGAGUAUGAUCCGUACGAGGGGGGGGGGGGAGGUUGGAGGAGGAACAGGAGGCAAUCGAGGGGUGCACCUUGGAAGAUGUAG